Molecule: messenger RNA, 977 nt
Organism: Diospyros lotus (date-plum)
Lineage: Eukaryota; Viridiplantae; Streptophyta; Magnoliopsida; Ericales; Ebenaceae
Exons: 2
Coding region: 353-814 (153 amino acids)
Source: RefSeq, a predicted model, not a curated record
AUGAUAGAAUCUAAAUAUGUAUAAUAGAUAAAGAUAAACUUAAAAGUUGAAGAUAAAUAUAACGUAUAAUAAAAGGGUUGAACUCAAUUUUUGUAAACAAACUUAGAGAUAAAUCCAAUUCAAACUUGAUUGGAAACAUACAUAUAUUGGAAACAAACGUAUAAUAGAAUCUGAAUAGUCAAUUGUGUGUCACUGUUCACUCAAGUUCCCCUCUUGGAAAAUUAAUAAAUAAAAAAUAUACCCCAAUUGGAAUUGAUAGAUAGAUAGAGGGCUGCCUCCACCUGCACGGCUGCAUCAAGUGAAGGACUUGAGAUAUAUAUGAAGACUCGAUAAACCUUAACCCUAUUCCAAUAUGGAAUUGGAGUUAACGAUAGUGAAGUCCGGUGCGGAAUCUGAUUACUACUACCCCUUAAAACGCCAUGCUCGGCGCUUUCUCGUAACCACUGCCGCCAUUCGUAUGGGCACUGAUAACCAGCAAAUCGCGGACAAGAAGAUGUCGAACUUGCAGCCUGUCGAGUACGUUAGCCUCAAGAAUCUUCCGCCGCCGACUCCACCGUUCAUGACGCCGCCGGCGUUCAAGGACCCAAUCCUGCGGCGAGCCGCGUCGGCGUAUCUCAUGCCGGGGAUGGCUGCCGCCGCAGCCGCCGACCCUGGCUUCGCCUGCCGUGCGAAGGACGUGUGUGUCGGGUGCGUCCGAGGAUUCCUCAACGACGUCGUUUGGAACAUUAUCAAGAGUGUGUUUUCUAAGAACCGGAAUAAUGUAGAUGUAGACGACGGCGACGGCGACGGGGACGGAGACCGUAAAGUUGACUGAUUGACUGACGAACAGUGAGAAACUGGGUUUUGACCGGCGGAUUUGUACAUUGGUUUGACCAUUUUGCUUUUCUUUUUUCUAUUAGGUUUUGACGUAACUAACCAUAUAUUUUACAGUUUUGGAUGUUCUUCUUAUCGUGAUAAAUAGCAUAGACGAUGAUGAC